AUGUCUAGUCUAUUCCAAUCGUUGCUGGCUAGGAAUUCUGACCUGAAAUACCAUCAUAAAGUGGACAUGUUCACUACUGGGUUAACAGAAGAACUCAGAAUUGAUAUCGAGAUGCAGCAACCCAAAAAUCUCGGUGCUGCCAUGAACCUGGCUCGAGCAUUAGAACGUGUACCCACUCAUUCUGAUGGCUCUUCUUCUCCUUCGAAAGAGGAUGAACCAGUGCAUGUGACCAUUGAUGAUUCUCAGUCCAAGGAAUCAAGCCAGGCUCCUGCCUCUAUUCAGAACAUCUCUGAUGAUGACUCUGAUAAUGUUCUGUUAACUGCUUCUCUGCCUGAUAGUGUUGUUGCAAGGAUCAAGAGAAAAAGAAGGGUUCCUGAUGUUGAAGAAUCUCCUGCUCCAAAGAAGAAGACCAAGUCCACUCCAACAACUUCCAAGUCUAAGCAAAAAGAUGUGAAGGGCAAAGGUAAGCAACAGGAAGUUAAAUCCAAGAGUGUCAAGAAGAAGAAGGUUCCACUUGCUGCUGAGGAAUCUUUGUCAGAUGUUGAGGGGGAUGUCGAGGACAUCUUGCCUUAUGAGAAGAAGAAGUAUGCAGGAAAACGCAUUCCUCAGAAUGUCCCUGGUGUUCCUAUUGACAAUGUGUUUUCUUAUGCUGAAGGUAAUGUUCAGAAGUGGAAGUAUGUGUGCCAACGCAGAGUUGCCAAGGAAAGGGAAGUUGGCUCUGAUGUACUUGAGUACAAGGAAGUGGUUGCACUUAUUGAAAAGGCUGGGCUGAUGAAGAACAUUCUGAGGGUGGGAAGGUGUUAUGAAAAACUGGUGAGAGAAUUUCUGGUGAAUUUGUCUGUGGAAGUGGGACUUCCUGAAAGUAUUGAGUUUAGAAAGGUGUUUGUCAGGGCAAAAUGUGUCGAAUUCUCCCCUGCUGUGAUCAACGAAGCACUUGGCAGAAGUGUUGUUGAGUUUGUUGAUGAGGAGUUGUCCUUGGAUGUGAUUGCCAAGGAGAUUACUGCUGGCCAAGUCAAGAAGUGGCCCAUCAAGAAGUUGCUGUCUACAGGAACACUGGGUGUGAAGUAUGCCAUCCUUAACAGGAUUGAAGCUGUGAAUUGGGUUCCUACCCAACAAACUUCUAGAGUUUCUAAUGCUCUUGCCAGAUGGAUCUACAAGAUUGGCACUUCUACUGCCUUUGAUUUUGGGUCCUUUGUGUUUGAACAGACCUUGAAGCAUGCUAACACUUGUGCUGUGAAACUGCCCAUAUCAUUUCCAUCUCUUCUUACAGAGUUUAUUCUUCAACAGCAUCGUCAGAGCAUCAGGGCUGAUGAGGUUCCUUUGCCAAAGGGUGUUCCUAUUACCCUGGAUCAAUGA
This is a messenger RNA of Lotus japonicus, 1356 nucleotides long. RefSeq lists its product as uncharacterized. The record is from RefSeq and is a predicted model, not a curated record. The coding region runs from base 1 to 1356 and encodes 451 amino acids. The transcript is spliced from 2 exons. NCBI's taxonomy places the organism in Eukaryota, Viridiplantae, Streptophyta, Magnoliopsida, Fabales, Fabaceae.